AUAUAUACACUCACUGAGCACUUUAUUAGGAACACUAUGGUCCAAGGUUCGGCGUGUUGUCCAUUCUAAGAUGCUAUUCUGCUCACUACAAUUGUACAGAGUGGUUAUCUGAGUUACCAUAGCCUUUCUGUCAGCUCGAACCAGUCUGACCAUUCUCUGUUGACCUCUCUCAUCAACAAGGUGUUUCCGUCCGCAGAACUUCCACUCACUAGAUGUUUUUUGGCACCAUUCUGCGUAAACUCUAGAGACUGUUGUGCGUGAAAAUCCCAGGAGAUCAGCAGCUACAGAAAAACUCAAACCAUCUGACAUCCACAAUCAUGCCACGUCUAAAUCACUGUGAUCACAAUUGAACAUUAACUGGAGCUCCUGACCCUCAUCUACAUAAUUUUAUGCAUUGUACUCCUGCCAUACGAUUGGCUGAUUAGAUAAUCGCAUGAAUAAGUAGGUGUACAGGUGUUCCUAAUAAAGUGCUCAGUGGGUGUAUAUGGUACAAAAUGUGAAAAUAUUGCUUGAGAUUGCAAGAAUUUGUUCAUACUUUACCUUUCCUCUAAUUUUACUGUUUGUUUGUUUGUUUGUUUUCACCUUUACACACCUUUCCAGACCUCUUAAAUAAUAACAUUAAUGAAGAAAAGAUUAGGAAGUUGGAUAUGUUUCCAUUGACUGUGCUGUGGUUUAGUUUCAUGAAGAUUCAAUUUGACAGUAUUAGAGAUCUCUGAGAUAGUCAGUCAUUAAUUUACUAAACUGACCCUACUAAUCUUCUGAACCAUGUUCAUUCCCCUUUGCAAAGAGUGAACCUUAUCCAUUCACUUACACUAGUGUUUGUAGAGAGAGGAGUGUUUUGUUGCAACCAGUGUUGUUUUGGUAAAUAUGAAACUAGGCAGAUUUUAAGCUUUGAAUAUGUAGAUCCAAUUAGCAUUAACAGUGAUGACAGAUCAGGUGUGACUGCACAACAAACAUGAAAGGACAUGUCAAACUCUCUCUCUCUCUCUCUUACGGGCUCCUCCUACUUGAGCAUUGACUUUAUAAAGCACAAUCUGUGUGGUGUUUAUCCUGAAAUUAAUCUGUCACCAUGUGGACUACUCUGUUGAACUUAGACCUGAAUUCUGCAGGCCUAACUUUGUUUCUGGGCUUGAUCUUUCUGGUUCUGUAUGAAACAUUCAGGAUUAAUUUCUCUACAGCCAAAACUCCCCCUGGUCCCAGACCUCUGCCUUUUGUGGGGACCUUGCCAUUCUUUUUGAAAAACCCAAUGGAGUUCAUUCGAUCGAUGCCUCAGUAUGGAGAGAUGUCCUCUGUGUACCUCGGAAGAAAGCCAACAAUAGUCUUGAAUACAGUCCAGAUCACAAAGGAAGCCCUGGUCCAGAAUGCUUCAUCUUUUUCCGGAAGACCACUUGUACCACUUCUAAACUGGGUAACUGAUGGAUAUGGUAUAGUAAUGGCUACAUUUGGUCACUCCUGGAGGCAACAGAGACGGUUUGCUCUUCACACGCUGAGGAAUUUUGGCCUGGGGAAGAAGUCGGUGGAAGAACGUGUUGCAGAAGAAGGACGUUACCUGGUUGCUGAAAUGUUCAAAGCAAAAGGCAAGCCAUUUGAUCCUCAACAUGCCAUUCAAAAUGCAGUUUCCAACAUCAUCUGUUCCAUUGUCUUUGGAGAUCGCUUCGACUAUGAUAACAAGCACUUUGCACACCUUCUGAAAAUCCUGAAUGAAAACAUCAUUCAGUCAGGGUCACUUAUUGGACAGAUUUUUAACUUACUUCCCUUCAUUAAGCACUUCCCUGGGCCACACCAGGAAAUCUAUCAGAACGCUGAAGAGUUAAAGGGUUUUGUCAGGGAAGCAGUUAAAGAACACCGAGAAUCUCUUGAUCCAGAAAACCCUCGUGACUUCAUUGAUGCCUACCUGAUGGAGAUGGAGAAACAAAAGUCAAAUAAGAACUCCACGUUUCAUGAGGUGAACAUGGUGAUGUCAGUAUGCGAUCUGUUUGUGGCUGGAACUGACACCACUGCGACCACCAUCAGAUGGGGGCUCAUCUUUUUGAUUCAAAAUGCAGAUGUACAAGAGCGAUGUCAUGAAGAAAUAGUUCGGGUGCUGGGUUACGACCGCUUGCCCAGCAUGGAUGACCGUGAAAAACUACCAUACACGUAUGCCACUGUUCAUGAGAUUCAGCGCUGUGGAAACAUUGUACCUCUUGGCGUAAUUCAUGAAACAACUCAGCCUGUAAAACUACGAGGAUAUGAAAUCCCCAAGGAAACUCAGAUAUUGACGAACUUAACAGCAAUUUUAAGUGAUAAGGAGUACUGGAAGUAUCCAGACACAUUUAACCCAGAGAAUUUCUUAGAUGACAGCGGGCAUUUCCAUAAACCAGAGGCCUUCCUACCUUUCUCCUUGGGUCCAAGGGUAUGUCCUGGUGAGACCCUGGCAAAGAUGGAGCUCUUCCUCUUCAUUUCUUCUCUACUACAGCAAAUUUGUUUCUCAUGGCCAUCCAGCGAACCACUGCCAAACAUGGAUGGGAUUGUUAGUGUGGUUCGCUCUCCUCAGCCAUUCAACAUCAUCUGCCACAGCAGAGGUUCCAAAGAGUGAUCAUCAGUAACCUUUCCAACAUCUUCAGAAUGUUGAGAACUCUAAAGUUCCCAUAGCUUUUCUUGGCAAAGGCAUAGAUUUGCAGGGUGAAUCUCACCAAGCCUGUUAAGAACAUGACAGGGUCAUAUUUCUGCCCACCUGGACUUGACUUGGACAUGUCUUCAUGAGAUUCUCCCUGUGACUGACAUUUAUAUUGUUAUAUUGCCAUUAUAGUUGAGUUGCCUCAGUUGCAUUUUUUGUAAGGUUCUAAUGAUGAUGUCAUGGUACUAAAUGCCCAACAAAAAUGUAAGUGGACAAGUCGACAAACAUUUGAAAAUCAAAGUUUUAAUGUAAUUGUAUUGAAUGUUUUAUCAAAUAACGUUCACUAUAUCUUUUGGUAGAAGAAAUGCAUUUAAGUACAGGUUCUUGUGUCUCAAAUGAGUAAACUAUAAUUCUGCAGCAGAUGUCAAAAAAGAUAUGUAAAUAUUAAAAUACAAUGAUAGCAUUAUGCUAUAUGAGUAUUAAUAUAUCUUAUUACCCCUGAGUUGCCUAAUCACAGUUUGCUGUCUGUAUUUCACUAUUAUUUUUCUGACAUUUGCAUGACUGCAUACAAAAAUGUAGUGCUUUUGUGUUCUUUAAAUAUAUAAAUAAAGCAUCUUUAAGUCUUU
Molecule: messenger RNA, 3222 nt
Organism: Myxocyprinus asiaticus (Chinese sucker)
Lineage: Eukaryota; Metazoa; Chordata; Actinopteri; Cypriniformes; Catostomidae
Product: cytochrome P450 2B4-like
Exons: 9
Coding region: 1070-2575 (501 amino acids)
Biological process (GO): xenobiotic metabolic process
Cellular component (GO): cytoplasm; intracellular membrane-bounded organelle
Molecular function (GO): heme binding; oxidoreductase activity, acting on paired donors, with incorporation or reduction of molecular oxygen, reduced flavin or flavoprotein as one donor, and incorporation of one atom of oxygen; iron ion binding
Source: RefSeq, a predicted model, not a curated record